AUGAAGAUCUCAAACGCAUCGCUUCUUGCGCUGCUGCUCCCCGCGGCAAGCGCCCGCUUCGUUGAGAAGGCGGAACCGAAUCACGUCAUGCUCUUCCCCGAUGGCAUUCCCGAGGAGCCCAAGUCGACCGAGAAGUAUCACAUUGAGCUCUCGCCCGGAAACACAAAAUGGGUUACAGAGGACGAGAAGUGGGAACUCAGACGGAAUGGCCAGAAAUUCUUCGACAUCACCGACCAUGCCGAGCUCGGUACUUUCAACAAGCGCCCUCACAAGAAGAGCGUCUUCCCAGAGAAGCCGACCCACAAGAAGGACCUUGAGCCAUUGCUCAAGAACCUGUCCAAGACCGAGAUGGAGGAUCACUUGACAACCUUCACCUCUUUCCACACGCGGUAUUACAAGUCCGAGAGCGGACGUCAAUCGAGCGAAUGGCUUCUCAAGCAAGUUCGUGACACCAUCAAGGAGGCUGGCGCGGACGACAUCGUUACUGCCCGCCACUUCGAGCACGCUUGGGGCCAAAACAGCAUCAUUGCUACCAUUCCCGGCAAGACCAAUGCCACCGUUGUUAUCGGCGCGCACCAGGACUCGAUCAACCUUUGGCUCCCUUCCAUUCUCGCUGCCCCUGGCGCUGAUGACGAUGGCAGCGGUACCGUCACCAUCCUGGAGGCUUUCCGUGUUCUCCUCCAGUCCGAGGAUAUUCUCAAGGGUAACCACGAAAACACCAUCGAGUUCCACUGGUACAGCGCUGAGGAGGGUGGCCUUCUUGGCAGCCAAGCUGUCUUCACUACCUACGAAAAGGCCCACAGGGACGUAAAGGCCAUGCUCCAGCAGGACAUGACUGGCUUCGUUACCCGCACCCUCCAGGCCGGCGAGGUGGAGAGUGUCGGUGUCAUCGUUGACUAUGUCGACCCCAACCUGACUGAUUUCAUCAAGAAGGUUAUCGUCGAGUACUGCGAUAUCCCUUACGUCGAGACCAAGUGCGGAUAUGCCUGCUCUGACCACGCUUCUGCUUCCAAGGCUGGUUACCCUUCCGCCUUCGUCAUCGAGUCUGCCUUUGAGUACUCCGACAAUCACAUUCAUACUACCGACGACCUCAUCAAGUAUCUCUCGUUCGAUCACAUGCUCCAACACGCGCGCAUGACCCUGGCCUUUGCCUAUGAGCUGGCCUUUGCCGACUUUGCCAAGUUGGAGAAGGGUGCUAAGCAUAGUGAUCUUUAA
Sordaria macrospora k-hell is the source of this 1215-nucleotide messenger RNA. RefSeq lists its product as uncharacterized. Gene Ontology annotation, molecular function: metalloexopeptidase activity. The record is from RefSeq and is a predicted model, not a curated record. Gene Ontology annotation, biological process: proteolysis. Lineage: Eukaryota; Fungi; Ascomycota; Sordariomycetes; Sordariales; Sordariaceae.